AUGGUGGCCUCUGCUGGGCCCGGCAGACCAGAGCAGAGCUCGACAGACCGCCCGGGAGUACAGAGCGAGAGGCUGCAGCGCCUGAAGUUUCCAGCACCUACGGAACAGCUGUGGCGUCUGCAGGGGCUGGCCAUGCCCAGUGGAGCAGCAGCGCCCCCUAGAGGAGAACAUGGGACUCGGCGAAACAACUGCAUGCCGGUCCAGAAGCAGCGGUAA
Messenger RNA from Rangifer tarandus platyrhynchus (Svalbard reindeer), 216 nucleotides. NCBI's taxonomy places the organism in Eukaryota, Metazoa, Chordata, Mammalia, Artiodactyla, Cervidae. The record is from the annotation of a GenBank genome assembly.